GAAGUGACCAACUACUGUUUAUGUCAGGUGUUUAUGUUUACGUGGAAGAGGUUAUGUGUUAUGUUAUGUUUUUUGAUGGUUUUCUGUCUUUCUGGUUGGCUUUAGGUUUUAGCACAGUAUUUAGCCAGUUUUGAGUUUACAAUUCAAAAUCUCCAAUACUAGAAAGCCUCUAAAAUGUUCGAAAUAACAGAUACACAGAAAAUUGGAGUGGGCCUUUCAGCAUUUGGAAUUUUUUUUAUAUUCCUUGGAGUUAUGCUGCUACUUGAUAGGAGUCUAUUGGCAUUAGGAAAUAUAUUAUUCAUAGCUGGUUUAGCAUGUGUUAUAGGCAGAGAAAGAACAUUCAGAUUUUUCUUUCAAAGGCACAAAGCGAAAGGUUCUAUUGCCUUCUUUGGUGGCAUAUUUUUAGUGCUGAUCAAAUGGCCAUUAUUUGGAAUGAUAGCUGAAACUUAUGGUUUUAUUUUGUUGUUUAGUGGAUUUUUCCCAGUUGCCAUUAAUUUUUUGAGGAGGGUGCCGAUAUUGGGUACACUUUUAAGUUUGCCAGGAAUUGGUAGUUUGAUAGACUGGUUGGAGACUCAACCCGGACAAGAGUGUGAAAAGCUAUGAACUCAAGUACCUACAGUUUUAGAAUAAGUGGUGUGAUAAUCAGUAUCUGAUAAUAUAAGUAUAGGUAUUCAUUGUAUUUUCCAUUGGUUUUCCAUGUUCAUAAUAAUCACGACAUAAUCAUUGUACAUUUUUUUGUAAUAAAAUUGUCCUACUCAAAAUACAAAAUAUACAUUUUCACAA
Molecule: messenger RNA, 783 nt
Organism: Phaedon cochleariae (mustard beetle)
Lineage: Eukaryota; Metazoa; Arthropoda; Insecta; Coleoptera; Chrysomelidae
Source: the annotation of a GenBank genome assembly